Scomber scombrus (Atlantic mackerel) is the source of this 6270-nucleotide messenger RNA. It is a transcript of the gene col4a2, whose product is annotated as collagen, type IV, alpha 2. The record is from RefSeq and is a predicted model, not a curated record. Lineage: Eukaryota; Metazoa; Chordata; Actinopteri; Scombriformes; Scombridae. The transcript is spliced from 47 exons. Gene Ontology annotation, molecular function: extracellular matrix structural constituent. Gene Ontology annotation, cellular component: collagen trimer; basement membrane. The coding region runs from base 153 to 5183 and encodes 1676 amino acids.
GCUCGGGAACUCGCGCAUCCCCCCAGUGGUACCUGUUUCCUUGUUUCCUUCAUCCUGCCACUACAUGCAAGCAAGGUGACUGUCGGCCAGUCAUGCGCUAGAAGUUUCUCCACAAGUGAAACAGCGGCGUGGGAUUAGAGUUUACGGUCUGCAUGAGUGGGACCAUGCAAGGACAACACAGCAGAGGAGUAAAGAAUGUGAGGCUGGUGCUUCUGUGCCUCUUCAUUGCCAUCCUCGCCUCAGGAGCGCACGCAGGUGGGAAGAAACACAGUGGACCAUGUGGAGGAAGAGACUGCAGUGGAGGCUGUAAAUGUUUCCCAGAGAAGGGUGCCAGAGGUCACCCUGGGCCUCUUGGUCUCCAGGGACACCAGGGGCCUCAAGGGAGACCAGGUGAUUUAGGCAUCCAAGGACACAAGGGCCAGAAGGGUGACCGUGGCCAUGGUGGCAUCAUAGGUCCAAAAGGAAAUGUGGGAAUGACGGGCGUACCUGGGUUUUCUGGAAAUGAUGGCAUUCCUGGCCACCCAGGACAAGCUGGGCCCAGGGGGAGGCCAGGUGCAGAUGGUUGUAAUGGGACUCAGGGAGAGUCUGGGUUACCAGGACAAAUUGGUUACAAUGGCUCACCUGGUUUUCCUGGACAAUAUGGCAGGAAGGGAGAGAAGGGAGACUCCCUGGAGAUGAGCGUGUUCAUGGAGCGAUUCAGGGGAGAUCCAGGCACACCAGGGGUCAAUGGAAUAUUUGGGCCUCCAGGAAACACAGGACGGGAGGGUAACAGAGGCUUCAUAGGACCAAAAGGUCCCCCAGGGCCUCCAGGUCCCAAAGGACAAAAGGGCACUAUGACCCAUUUGCUUAAAGGACUCAAAGGAGACAGAGGGGAAAUCGGACCACCAGGGCCUCCAGGAAACUCUACUCAUUCUCUCAUUCUGGUCCCCUACGGACCCCCGGGAUCACGAGGAAUAAAGGGUUUGAAAGGAGAAAUCGGAGAUCCGGCUGACAACAAAGGAGAAAAAGGUGUUAUGGGAUUCCCUGGACCAAGAGGACCAUCUGGUGCAAAUGGGAGGCCUGGACCAAGGGGGGAUUCUGGUGAACUAGGACCAAUAGGUAGAGAUGGUCCUAAGGGAGACAGAGGUGAUGCAGGAGAGCUGAUUACAUCAGGAUCCCUUGGGCCUGGGUCUUCAGACGCUGGUCUUCCUGGCCUCCCUGGUGAGCAGGGUCCACUAGGAGAAAGGGGCCCAAUAGGAGACCAAGGCCUCCCUGGACCCUCAGGACGUCCCGCCUCUCACACACAGCAACAAGUAUUUGAUUUCAUAGGGCCAUUUGGUUUCAAGGGAGACGCAGGGGAGAAAGGCCAACAAGGGGAACCAGGACUCCCUGCUGUCACUGUAGGACCCCCAGGCAUCGAUGGGCGCCCAGGGUUCAGGGGGCCCCCAGGUCCCAAAGGAACAUGGGAAGAGUUCUUCAAAGGGGCUCUGGGUGGGAGAGGAAGACCAGGCAAUGCAGGCUUCAAAGGAAUGAAAGGUGAUCAUGGGGAAUGUGCGUGCACUGUCGUGAACUCUCUACCUGGGCCACCUGGCCCUGCUGGUAACCCUGGUGACGCUGGGAUGACUGGAGAGUUUGGUCAAGAGGGUGAUUCAGGAGAUCCAGGUCCCCAAGGAAAUGAAGGAUUCCCUGGAUUUCCUGGGCUCAGAGGUGUGCCAGGUCCAAAAGGCCAGAAAGGUGCCUUAAAUGUGGCCACACAGAAAGGAUAUCCUGGAGACCAAGGGGUUCCCGGGCAUGAUGGUGAGUUCGGAGCACCUGGUGCCCCAGGCCUAGGUGGUCAGUCCGGUUUCCCUGGCAGCCAAGGUCCUCCAGGAGAUCCUAGGGGAGAACAUGGAGACAAAGGUUACCCAGGUCUGCCUGGUCGACCUGGUGCAGCUGGGCUGAGAGGAGAACCAGGUCUGGUCAUUGGAGGUGUCAAAGGCCAGCCUGGUUUACCCGGUGAUGAUGGCCUUGCAGGCUAUCAUGGAGUCCCAGGAAGACCUGGCAGCCCAGGCGGCUGUAGUGGGACAGGAGAUGGAGGACAGGUGGAUGUAACAGGUCUUUGCGAUGCUAUUCCAGGACCUCCUGGGCUGCCUGGACUUCCAGGACCAAUUGGAUCAUCUGGUAUCCAAGGCCUUACAGGCCAAAAAGGACUGCAGGGUCCAUCUGGAACACCAGGAGAGAAAGGAGAAACAGGACAUCAAGGCCGAGGUGGCCUUCCUGGACCACCAGGUUUUGCCGGCCCCCGUGGAGCCUUAGGGGUUCCUGGCAGCAAAGGUUCAGUGGGAAACCCUGGUUUGCCUGGUAUGCCUGGUCGGAACGGGGCAGAGGGUGACAAAGGUGUUCAUGGAGAAAUCUUUGGGGCAUCACCUGGACCCCCUGGUGACCCAGGACCGCCUGGACUUCAGGGGAAUAAAGGAGAGAUUGGAGUUCAAGGAGAGCCAGGCUAUCCAGGAAUGAUUGGUAUGCCUGGUAUGAUCGGUUUCAAGGGUGAGUCCGGCCCUUUCGGCCUGCUGGGGGAGCAAGGGAGGCCUGGGCCGGCGGGCAAGUAUGGCUUCCCUGGUGAUCCUGGCAGAGCAGGUCCACCUGGGCUACCUGGCGCCACAGGACAACCAGGUUUCACUGGAGCGAGGGGAUCUGAUGGGGACCCAGGCACUCCAGGUCCAAUAGGACUAAAAGGGGUCCCAGGGCUAUAUGGAAAUGAUGGUAUUGUUGGCGAGGACGGGUCACCAGGUGACCCAGGACAGAUUGGUCAACUUGGACACCCAGGACUUCCAGGAAUUAAAGGAACCACAGGGUCUCCCGGCAUGUCAGGUUUUGAGGGGAUCAGGGGUAAUUCAGGGCUGAAGGGCUUCAGUGGCGUAAAAGGAGAAACUGGAUUGCCAGGACAAAAUGGCCAUACAGGCGUGAAAGGUCAAAUUGGAGAGAAAGGUGAGCGUGGAUUAAUGGGGCCACCUGGGGAGAAGCCUCAAAUCCCUCUCUAUAUGCUUGUUGACAUGAAGGGACUCAAGGGAGACCGUGGACAUUUUGGAAACCACGGUUUCACCGGGCCAAGAGGUGCUAAGGGUUUACCAGGUGUACCAGGCCAUGAGGGAACUCAUGGUCUUCCUGGAGACCCAAACAAUGAGAAAGGUUACUAUGGGGAUCCAGGUGCACAGGGCCUGCCAGGGAUAAAAGGAAUGCCUGGCCUAACUGGAAAUCGAGGAAUCAUUGGCUUUGAAGGAAUGAAUGGUAAACAGGGAAUAAAAGGAAGUCCUGGUGCCUAUGGUGCAACAGGAGAUAAAGGAAGGAAGGGAGUCAAAGGUGACAAAGGUGUCCGUAUAGACUUACCAGGAUCUCCUGGACUGAGAGGAGAGCUUGGUGUGUCAGGAGAGCCAGGUGAGAAAGGAUUAUUUGGACAUAUUGGGGAUAGAGGCCCCUCUGGUUUUGAUGGUAUUGAAGGGAAAAGGGGAGAGCCAGGUGAUCCAGGCACAUCAGGAUACACAGGUUCAGACGGGCAGAGAGGAACUCCUGGAAACCAAGGCCAAAAGGGUUUUCCUGGAACACCUGGAAAAGAGGGGCACCCAGGCUUUCCUGGAUUCCGAGGAAGCAAAGGUUUCCCUGGCCUGAAGGGUCUUUAUGGAUUACAUGGACUAAAGGGACAAAAGGGUAUCUCUGGAACUCCAGGUGCGGAUACUGUUGGACCAGUUGGGCAGCCAGGAGCCAAAGGAGAGAAGGGAGACAGUGGUGAUCCCAACAACCAGCAGGGUAUUCCAGGCACAUUGGGUUUAAAGGGCUUCCAGGGACCUCGAGGUAAUCAGGGUCAACCUGGACCAGCUGGAUUCCGUGGCCCUCUAGGACCAGAUGGGACCCCAGACAGAUCAGGACACACUGGAGACAUUGGAUAUACAGGACCUAAAGGAUACCAAGGUUUCCCUGGAGCCAGAGGUUUUCCUGGUAAAGAAGGUCCCUCCGGAGAAAAGGGUAUACCAGGUUUAAAUGGGUUUCCGGGGCUCCCUGGUAAGCAAGGAUUUGCAGGAGACCCAGGUGAAUUUGGAUACAGAGGACCUAAUGGUGUCUCGGGAAAGAAAGGAGUGAAAGGAGAGCAAGGAUUAAUGGGAAUUCCUGGUACUAUUGGUAUGAAUGGAGAAAGAGGACCAGUCGGUCCAAAAGGAAACACUGGACCCCCCGGUUUCCAUGGGUUUCCAGGCAACCAGGGUCCUCCUUCACUACCCAUCAAAAUUCCAGGAGAGAGGGGUCCCCUGGGACCACAGGGUAUCCAAGGACCAAAGGGGGUCAAAGGAGAACCAGGGCCACAGGGACCCCCUGGGGACUCAGGCUUCAUGGGACCCAUUGGGCAGAAGGGCAUGCCUGGGAUUAGUGGCAGACCAGGAAUACCUGGUUUCCGUGGAGAGGUUGGAUAUAUGGGCCACCCCGGUCUGCAAGGAAUGGAAGGUCACCGUGGAAAACCUGGUGUCAAUGGGUUGCCUGGUAUGCCUGGCCGCAGCGUCAGUGUGGGUUACUUGUUGGUUAAACACAGCCAAUCAGAUCAGACACCCAUGUGCCCUGUUGGUAUGUCUAAACUGUGGGACGGAUACAGUAUGCUGUACCUAGAGGGCCAGGAAAAGGCCCACAACCAGGAUCUUGGUUUGGCAGGGUCCUGCCUCCCACGGUUUAACACCAUGCCCUUCCUGUACUGCAAUCCUGGAGACAUUUGUUACUAUGCCAGCAGAAAUGAUAAGUCCUACUGGUUGUCAACAACAGCUCCUCUUCCUAUGAUGCCUGUAGAAGAGGGAGACAUCAAGCCAUAUAUCAGCCGCUGCUCAGUAUGUGAGGCGCCAUCGGUUGCCAUAGCAGUCCAUAGCCAGGACAUCACUAUCCCACAGUGCCCUGUGGGUUGGCGCAGCAUGUGGAUUGGCUAUUCCUUCCUCAUGCAUACUUCAGCAGGAAGUGAAGGUGGGGGUCAGUCCUUGUCAUCGCCUGGCUCCUGCCUGGAGGACUUCCGAACAACACCAUUCAUAGAGUGUAAUGGGGCCAAAGGCACAUGCCACUACUUUGCUAACAAGAACAGCUUCUGGCUAACCUCCGUAGAUCAGUCAUUCCAUACUGACCCUUCAUCAGAGACGCUCAAAGCAGGCCAGCUCCUGUCACGCAUCAGCCGCUGCCAGGUCUGCAUGAAGAACUUGUGAGAGACAUUACAGUAAAACUGACAAAAAGAAGUUGUUCCAUUGACAGUGGUCUAGUGUCAUCUCCUUAUCCGUGUGCUAAACCAAUCAGCAAAGGGGAUCUGAAAUACUGACAUAGAUCAAUGUGAAUGGGAAGCUUUCUCCCCAAGCCACAGAGCUCAGACAUGCAAUGACUGUUUGCCGCCUUGAGUUUCGAGUGAAAAGAGCCCCACUGUAGAUAAGACAGAAGCCCCAUAAAGAAGUCAGCAGGAUUAUGGGAAAACUAGUAUUGUUAUGUUAAAUGUGGAUUGGUGCUUACUGUUAACUUAUUACCUCAGCUACUAUGACACAGUUUAGAGACCGUACACUACAGCUUAACCAAAGAUGCCCAUGUGUAUGCACUGCUUCAGUUUAUCUACGCAUUGUCAUUUAUUAGGAUGUACAGACCACCGUAAAGCCACUAACACUGCAUCUCAAGGAGGUAAAAGAAUGUCAUUAGAGGUCUUGAACUAUUGUUGGUUGAUACUGUUUAAAGUACUAUCCUGCUUUUAUUCCAUUUCUCUAACAGAACCUCUUUUUUAUAAAAUUACAUGUCUUUUCAAGUUGUUAAUCUGUUUCUGCAUAUAUCAAUUACAGCAAAUUUCUCUCUUCAGUUUUUAUAAUUUUUCGUACACCAUAUGUUCACACGAUGCACUGAUUCUCUUUGUAUUUAUAUCAGCUGAAUGAACUUGACCCCCUUCCCUUAAGAGUUUUAAAUAUACAAAUAUAUAUAUAUAUAUAUAUAUAUCUUAUCGAAUAAUGCCUACGUCACACUCAUUUUCCUAAGUUACUAAUGAUUGAACCGCCCCAAGCUGCCAACCAGACAGAUUGUAAACAGCCUGGAUCAAAGGUCUGGCUGCAGCAAAUCCUCCCUCCGGUCAGUGAUCCUGGCUUAGAUUAGAUUAUUUCAUACAAUUUAGAAAGUAGGCCAAAAGUAAACAAACUUGUUUGGAAAUAAACAAACUGAUUAGAAAUAUACUGACAUCAUUUGUUUUCAAUGUUAUGUAAUUACUAUAAUUUCCAUAACACGAUCAUUUCAUUGAAUUGUAAAGAUUAAAUGUUGUUUGUAAUA